AUGGCCCAGGGGAAUUGCACACCAGUGACAGAGUUUAUUCUUCUGGGCCUCACAGAUCGUCAGGAGUUGAAGAUGCCUCUUUUCGUGAUUUUCUUCUUCAUUUACCUUUUCACUGUAGUGGGCAACUUGGGUUUGAUUCUGCUCAUUAGAGUAGAUGCAAGACUCCACACACCAAUGUACUUUUUUCUCAGCAACCUGGCCUUUGUUGAUUUCUGUUACUCAUCUGUCAUUACACCAAAAAUGCUUGGGAAUUUUUUGUACAAGCAAAACACCAUCUCCUUCAAUGCAUGUGCUGCUCAGUUAGGCUGCUUCCUAGCCUUCAUGACAGCUGAGUGUUUGCUACUGGCUUCUAUGGCCUAUGACCGAUAUGUGGCCAUAUGUAACCCUCUUCUCUACAUGGUUGUGAUGUCCCCCAGAAUCUGCAUUCAGCUUGUAGCUGCCCCCUAUACCUAUAGCUUCCUGGUGGCUCUAUUCCACGCCAUCCUCACCUUUCGCCUCACCUAUGGAUAUUCCAAUAUCAUCAACCAUUUUUAUUGUGAUGACAUGCCUCUGCUUAGGCUAACAUGUUCAGACACUCACUCCAAACAAAUUUGGAUCUUUGCCUGUGCUGGGAUCAUGUUUAUUUCCUCCCUUCUAAUUGUCUUUGUCUCCUACAUGUAUAUUAUUUCUGCCAUCCUGGGAAUGAGCUCAGCGGAGGGCAGGCGCAAAGCCUUCUCCACAUGUGGCUCUCACAUGGUGGCUGUCACCAUAUUUUAUGGAACCCUCAUCUUCAUGUACUUGCAGCCCAGUUCCAACCAUUCUCUUGACACAGAUAAGAUGGCCUCUGUUUUCUACACAGUGAUCAUUCCUAUGUUGAACCCCUUGAUCUAUAGUCUCAGGAACAAGGAUGUGAAAGAUGCCUUGUCAAAAGUCAUCAUCCAUCAGAACCAGGCUUUCCUGGUAACAUUGAAAAAGUGA
Messenger RNA from Suncus etruscus (white-toothed pygmy shrew), 957 nucleotides. Its product is annotated as olfactory receptor 1044. Gene Ontology annotation, cellular component: membrane. Gene Ontology annotation, biological process: G protein-coupled receptor signaling pathway; sensory perception of smell. The transcript has a single exon. Lineage: Eukaryota; Metazoa; Chordata; Mammalia; Eulipotyphla; Soricidae. The record is from RefSeq and is a predicted model, not a curated record. Gene Ontology annotation, molecular function: G protein-coupled receptor activity; odorant binding; olfactory receptor activity. Bases 1 to 957 code for a protein of 318 amino acids.